AUGGAACAAGGAAUUGAAUAAUUGAUGUUUAGUAAUCGAAAUAGAUAAGUGGGCUAAAUUGUGAGUAAUAGAUAGAAGAAGGAUACGAGAGAGGAAGAGGGUAUAAAAAUAAUAAGAUUGGAUAAACUGAGAUAAUAAAUCAUGAGUUUGGAGAUUGAAACGAAGAAGCCAAAGUUGAAAUUGAAGAAACUGAAUAGUGAGAACAUGUUACUGAAGGAGAAGCAACAAUUAGAAGAUGACAUAAAGGAUAUAAGUUAGAGAUUAGAGAAAAUGAAAUAGAUCAAGAUAUAGAGUAAAUAGUAAUAGAGUGAUUUGUUACAAGAUAAAUAAGAUUUCGAAUAAAGAUGGAACAACAUUUAGAAUGAGGAUGAGAUUUAAAGCUUUUAGGAAAGAAUGCAAACUUUACUCAACGAAGAUUAGGAACCACCAAAUCAUGAAAUAGAGAUCCUAACUAAAGAAGUUGAGGAUCUUUUGUGUUUCAAAAUAGAUGAAGAACCAACAAAGUAAGGUAACACCAAAUACAACCUGUUCACAAUAGAGGAAGAACAAUAAGAUUAAUCAUUUACUUGA
Molecule: messenger RNA, 570 nt
Organism: Paramecium tetraurelia
Lineage: Eukaryota; Ciliophora; Oligohymenophorea; Peniculida; Parameciidae
Exons: 3
Source: RefSeq, a predicted model, not a curated record